AUAGGGCGCUGCACAAAUGUCAUUACAAUUAUUAAAAGUUAAUUUAAAUUUUGGUUUAACGUAUUUAUCGAAGUUAAAAUUCUCUGGUGGGGCUUGCACUUUAACGUUCAGUCAUUAAAAUUUAAUGAUUAAAUAGAACGAAAUUUAGAGCAAAUAAAUGAGACAAAUUUUUUUGUACCGCAAAGCCCAGGCCCAGCUGGAAUACACGCGGUUAAACCGAAAAUAUAAUUUUAUUAUAAAACUAUAAAUAUAAAUUAUAAAUAAACAUAAACUAUAAAAACUUUUAAAAAGAAUAAAGCUGGUUAUUUCUUUCUUGUUUUGUUAUGAUAUAAGACAAAUAAAAUAAACUAAUAAUAAAUAAUAAAAUAAAAUUUAUCCAUUCAAUUGAAUUCAAUCAAAGUUCCUAACUCGGCAUCAACAUGAAUGUUCCUGUUGCCAAAAAGAGACGUUUUAAAUCAGAAAGCUGUAAAUGCAAAUCUGAUCAUUUCUCAUCACUCAGCAGCAGCAGCAAUAACAGCAAAGUUGACUUGAUAAGGAGGGCGGGUCCAUAUUUGAUUGGUCCAAUGUUGGGGCCAUCUCCGGUUUCCACUAUCAUCCACUGCCUGGCCAGGAAGGAGGGAACUACUGAAUUUUACAAUUUGAAGAUACUGACUCUUAAAAACAGCUUGAUGCAUGAAACCCCUGAAGACAGGCAAGGCAAGACUUUGUUGCACACAGAACAUUCUCUCCUAUCUCUUCUGAAGGACCAAGAAGGAGUGGUCAAACAUCAUGGACUCUUCCAAGAUCUUGCCAGAGAAGAACGAUCUUCACUGUUGCAACCAAAUACACUCGAGUACACCGGUCGAACUUACAAGCGUCUAAUUUUGGUGUUGGACUGUUUGGUGGCCCAUGAUUUUGAUGUGAGAACAUGCGAUUCCAUGAAUCUUCAACAUUAUGUAAUCAAGGAGAAGAAGUUGAGUGAGAAGGAAGCUCUUUACAUCUUUGCUGAUAUCAGUCGAAUUAUUGAAAAUCUACAUCAGAAAAAUAUAAUUCACAGAGAUUUGAAGCUCGGAAAUAUGGUGAUCAACACAAAAUCUCGACGCAUCACCAUCACAAACUUUUGUCUCGGGCGCCAUCUUAUUGGGGAAAAUGACUUAAUGAGAGAUCAGAGAGGUAGUCCAGCCUACAUCAGUCCUGAUGUUCUCAGUGGUCGUCCGUACAGAGGCAAGCCCUCAGACAUGUGGGCGUUAGGAGUCCUUCUGUACACCAUGCUGUUUGGGCAGUUCCCAUUCUUUGACAACACACCUCAAGAACUUUUUAGGAAGAUCAGAACAGUUGACUACACCAUCCCUGGGGAUGGGCGUGUGUCACAAAGUACAAUUCAUCUGAUAAACGGACUGUUAAAAGCCGAUGCCAGCAGUCGAUUGACAGCCUCUCAAGUCGUCGACAGUCUCAAAACUAUUCUGGCUUUUUGGAGGAACAUAACGGCUGAACACCUGCAACUUGUGCCCGACGUUGACGACAAACAAACGAACGACGACAACAAUAAAACUAACUUCAUUAACAAUAUCAGCAGCGAUAGCAACAUCAAUGAUUUCAAUAAUAAUGACGGAGCCAAAGAAGAAAAAAAGACGAACUUGAAGAAUCCAAAGAAGUUAUCUCUAACCAUUAACACGAACACCACCUCAGACGGCAAAAAUAAUAUUAAUAAUGCCGCCAGUGAUGGUAAUAAUUUCAGCAAUUCCAGAACAGCAGUAGUAGAAAGUGAAAGUGAAUUUGAGAGGAAAUUAAGAAAAGUUAGAGAAUUCCCAGAUGAGUCUGGAUUGGCGUCAAGCGGAAUUUUCCUCAGCAGACCUCUAAAAUUUGGUUACAACGAGAAUGGGAAGUUUGCGAAAAGAGCUAUGCAGUAUAUGACAACAUCAUUGUUUGCAUCGACUCUGGAAUCAUUAUCAUUGCAACAAUCGCAACAAUCAUCAUCAUCAUCAUUCUUAUUACACAAGCAAGGCUCUCUAUCAUUAUCAUCAUUACCAUCGUCGUCGUCAUCGCCAUCAUCCUUCACGAUGGUCAGAACUAGGAGUGUGUCAAGUGAUGAAACAUCCAUAAUUAACAACAACAUCAAUAAUUAUAAAAAUUAUAAUAAUAAUGAUAAUAAUGAUUGUAAGAAUGGUAAUCAGCUGAACGGUGACAAUGACUGCAGCAACAGCAGUAAGAAGAAAAUAAUAUUCAACAUAAGUUUCAACAUCGCCAUUGAUGGCUCCAAGAAUCAAAACAGCAGCAGCAACAACAACGUCAACAACAACAACAACGUCAACAACAGCAGAAGUUCUACUUACAUAAGAAAUUUGCACGGCAACAUUUUCACGACACCAAUAACAAGAUUAUACCCGGGCGCAGAUGAUGAUGCUGGCGGCAACAACAACAGCAGCAGCAACAACAUUGGUGGGCACGGGUUGACUGUUGAUGAUUUACAAAUUGUUAACAAUUGGUUGAGUGCUAGCAGGACGUUAUCCAGCUGAUUGAUUCAUUGAGUGGCUGAUUGCUGAAUGCCGGUUGAUCAGAUGCUUAUUUGUUUGUUUUUUGACCAGGUACGAACAAGUAAAUGAUUGAUUGAUUGAGAAAUUUAUUUAAACAAAAAGUUGUCCAGUAAACAUUUUUUUUUUUUUUUUUUUCUCAACUUUAUUUCAUAUCUCAAAAGAAAUGUUGACGGCUCGAGAAUGACGUCACGUUGCUUUGUUUUGCACGUUUCCCUACCAUUGUGUCUUUGAAAGAGUUUCAAUCUAGAUGAACUUUUAAACUAAAAAUGUAAUUAGAAUUCCACAUUUUACCUUACAGGUAGAUAAACAUGGCAGAUCGAUUAGUUGUCAUGUUGCGAUAUUUUGCACAGAAAAUUUCAUUUCGAGUGUAAUAAAUUAUUUAUCUGGAUAAAA
Messenger RNA from Helobdella robusta, 2906 nucleotides. RefSeq lists its product as hypothetical. Gene Ontology annotation, molecular function: protein kinase activity; ATP binding. Gene Ontology annotation, biological process: protein phosphorylation. The coding region runs from base 420 to 2495 and encodes 691 amino acids. NCBI's taxonomy places the organism in Eukaryota, Metazoa, Annelida, Clitellata, Rhynchobdellida, Glossiphoniidae. The record is from RefSeq and is a predicted model, not a curated record. The transcript is spliced from 10 exons.